UGUGCAACGUGUGGGGUGACUCCUCAUACGGACCUCAAAUGUACAGGGGCUAAGCCCGAGGAUUGGUCAAAAGAGUGACUGUUAGCAGAAACGGAACCUGGCUGAGUGUUGUGUUGUGUUUCUUGGUGUGUUGUGUUUCUUGGUGCAUGCAGGCUACUCAUUAUUUCAUGCUGAAUUGACAUUAAAUAUUAUGACGGUAUGGUGGGUACUGGUCGUUAAGGCUGAAGGGACAUUAAGAACUUGGGAGGGUACUGGUCGUCUGUUGUGAUGGGGUGAGUCUCGCGGCUUUGCCGCGAUGUGAGUUUGGGAUAAGAGGUGGGGCUGUUCUCAAUAAUUACUAUGCGCAGAUGGGAGGGUUUGUUAAAAGAACGAUUGUUCUUCCUUGCAGUUCCCCCUCUUGAAGCCUCACUGGCAGGAGGUGGCUACAUCUACAUGGAUGAUCUUCGUGCACUGGAGCAAGUGGUAUUAAAGGGAGCCCCACCGCUGUACUGUUUGGGGGCCAUUGUUACACCUUAUGUCGUGGCAGAGUGGGAAAGGCUACUAGCAUCCCACCCAGACAGGGACUUUGUGGCCUACAUUGUUCGUGGCAUUACAUCGGGUUUUCGCAUUGGUGUAGACCCAUCUCUCAUAAACGGGCAAUUUCAGAGUACAAACAGUAACAUGCAAUCGGCGAGAGAUAACGCUCAGGUUAUUGAUAGCUACUUGGGCACAGAAUGCUCAUUGAACAGAGUAAUUGGCCCCUUGCCCGUGGACACCCCUGGUAUUCAUGUGAAUAGGUUUGGGGUAAUCCCGAAAGCAAACCAGCCAGGUAAAUGGAGGCUCAUAGUUGACCUGUCACACCCCACUGAUUUCAGUGUCAACGAUGGUAUUCCCCAGCCCCUGUGCUCCCUACGGUACGUCACUGUGGACUCGGUGGUGCACAUAAUCCAGCAGUGUGGCAAGGGCGCCCUUCUUGCGAAACUUGAUCUGGAGAGUGCGUAUCGUAAUGUGCCGGUUCACCCUAGUGACCGCUGGCUUCUCGGUAUGAAAUGGAAAGGGGCCCUUUAUGUGGACGCUGCAUUACCGUUGGGUUUGAGAUCGGCCCCCAAGAUAUUCAAUGCAGUCGCUGAUGCCUUGCUGUGGAUAAUGGGUUUCCAAGGGGUGCCGUUGGGGAUUCACUACUUGGACGACUUCCUGCUGGUGGGGAAGCCUGGAUUAGGGGAUUGUGCCCACUCCCUUCAGACAGCCCUGGCGACAUGUCAGACACUGGGAGUCCCAGUGGCCCCCCAUAAGGUGGAAGGCCCGUCAACGGUUUUGACUUUCCUGGGGAUCUGCCUUGACACAAUUAACAUGAAAGUCCGGCUGCCAAAAGACAAAUUGGUAAGGCUACAGGCAUGUAUUCACACAUGGGAAGGCAAGAGAAUGUGCAUAAAGAGGGAUCUUCUCUCCCUGCUGGGAAUGCUUCACCAUGCUGCCAAGGUUGUUCCACCGGGGCGGACAUUCCUGAGAAAGAUGAUCGACACGUCGACUCAGAACCAUCACCACAUUCGGCUAUAGGUCUAGGUUUUCG
Molecule: messenger RNA, 1549 nt
Organism: Halichondria panicea
Lineage: Eukaryota; Metazoa; Porifera; Demospongiae; Suberitida; Halichondriidae
Exons: 1
Coding region: 340-1536 (398 amino acids)
Source: RefSeq, a predicted model, not a curated record